Cavia porcellus (domestic guinea pig) is the source of this 1016-nucleotide messenger RNA. It is a transcript of the gene CUNH3orf80, whose product is annotated as chromosome unknown C3orf80 homolog. The record is from RefSeq and is a predicted model, not a curated record. Lineage: Eukaryota; Metazoa; Chordata; Mammalia; Rodentia; Caviidae. Bases 90 to 821 code for a protein of 243 amino acids. The transcript has 2 exons.
CGAGCGGAGCGCCGGGGAGGGGCCCGCGGACGCGCGGACGGGCGGCCGCUCAGCUCGCGCCUCAGAGGCUCGCGGGCUGCGCGCGGGCUAUGUGGGGGCCCGGGGUCGCGGCCGACGGUCUGUGGCUGGCGCCGGCGCCGCCGCCCGUGCUGCCGCUGCUGCUGGCGCUGGCGCUUGCGCUGGUGGCGCCCUCGCGGGGCGGCGGGGGCUGCGCGGAGCUGGCGUGCGGCGAGCGGGAGGGCUGCUGCGACUCGGCCAACGCCACGGCGAUGCGCUGCUGCAAGCUGCCGCUGCACGCCUUCCUGGACAACGUGGGCUGGUUCGUCCGCAAGCUCUCGGGGCUGCUCAUCCUGCUGGUGCUCUUCGCCAUCGGCUACUUCCUGCAGCGCAUCAUCUGCCCCAACCCACGCAGGUACCCGCGCGGUCAGGGGCGACCCGGACAGCCACGACCCUCGCCUCCCGGAGGCUCUGGGGCGCCAGCAGGCGCGGGACCGCCCGACGACGACGACGAGGACGACUCGCCCGCCCUGCUGCCCGACGAGGCGGCCGCCGGCUCGCAGGACUCACUGCUGGACAGUGGCGGCGGGAGACGCCUGGCUCCCGCCUGCGCCUCGGAGCACGAGCUGCGUGUGGUGUCGCCGGUCUUCCUGCAGCUGCCCAGCUACGAGGAGGUCAAGUACCUGCCCACCUAUGAGGAGUCCAUGCGGCUGCAGCAGCUCAGUCCCGGAGAGGUCGUCCUGCCGGUGUCGGUGCUCGGCCGCCCGAGAGGAAGCGGCGCCGGGGACCCCGACGCCAGUCAAGGCCGCUUCCCGCUCAUCUGAGCGCCCGGGGGUUCUCGGGGACCGCGCGGACGGUGCGAGACGGGGCUGCCGGAGGCAGGGAAACGCUGGACACACGCGGCUGGGGCAGCAGCAGCGAAUGAGCCCGCACCGCCAACUUCGAAGGCCUUCUCUGCCCUUUGCCUUGCCAUCUCCUGUGUUCUUUCGUAAGUGCCUGCUUCCCCGAACCAAGAGGAC